UACAAUAAAGAAUAAAGAUCCAUUUAAUAGUAACCGUGUAUCUAACUGUGAGUCUUGAUUAGAACCAUCUAAAUCUAUCUACAUCGAUAUCGAUUACUAUUAUUUGUAUACAAUUACUUUAUCAGUGUACAUUAUCAAUUACUUUACCUAGUAAACUAUUGUUAAUAAGUUAUUAUCUAAAUUCUAAUAUAAACUGUAAUUACAAUAUAUAAUACUGUAAAUAAAAUUUAAAAUAUACAAUAUAUAGGUACUCAAUACUUUUUCAGUCCCCACUAGAGGUAUCAGCCCUUUAGCUCACGCUUAAGCUGUGAGACAAUUAUUAUCUUAUCAUUCUAUCGUGCCGUCUGGAGUUUAAGGAGUGUCAUGUCGUGACACAAAAUUCUGCCCCCUACCCUAUUUACUCUAAAUUAUUCAGUGUAUAUUUUUUUUGAAAUUUUUUAUAUACCUACUUAAUUUAAAAUUUGAACGAGUAAUUUUCAGAUAUUAUGACGUACUAAGGAUAGUACCUAAACCUUAAAAAUGGUUUUACAGAAGUAUGAAAUAUAUGUAAUAUUGGAUCUAUAGUGUUUAUUAUAACGUUUCAGUUAUCAUAGGCCCCAUGUCUCCCAAAUCCAUAAUCAUUGACCUAUUAUCGUUAGAGUACACGUUUGAAUUUUCAUUUUAAAUUUUAAUAUCAGUCUCGCACGGGUAUCGUUACUAAGUACACGUGUUUAACAUCACUCCCGAGUUAUUCGUCGACAACUUUCUCCAAACUCAAUGGAUUUUGUUCUAAUUUGCAGUUAUAAAUAAAUCCAAAAAACUAAUUUCUCGCCUACGUAUGGUUAUCGUUUUCACAGUCACCUUAAACCGUGUCAAGUCUAAAAAGUAAGAAAUUAAUUACUAUUAUCGACUAAUUAAUUACCGCCUCGAGGCACCGCUCAUCCGGUGACCUUUGGACAGUAGAUAAUCGUUAGCGGCACAAUGUCGCGUAAUCAGCCAAUUAAAAAUAAACCUUCCAACGAACGCUCAUCUAUACAGAGUGGUUCAAAAGUCUCAUUGCCUACUAUAAAAAUCGUCAAAACGUCUACCUCCAAUACUUCAAAUAAUAACGGAUACGGUUGGACCGUACAAACCAAACAUUCGUCUUCUCCAGGUACGUCUCCCCACCCAAAAGGGAACAAAACAAACAAUUCUUUCUUUACGCCAAACCGUUACGAAGUUUUAAAGGAUGAUGUCGAAUCCAGCGAAUCCAUCGAAAUUACCACCGAAUCCGUUCCCCAACCACCUCCACCACCGCCAAUCUUUAUCACAUCAACAAUAGAUUACACCGAUUUCUGUAAACAAAUAAAAUCUAUUUCUGGUGAUGAAGGAUUCUUAUGCAAAUCUACAUCUAAAAAUCUCAAACUAUCUUUAUAUUCGUCCAACUCUUUUCGCCAAACAAUCAAAUUGCUAAAUGACAGUUCCAUUAAAUAUCACACAUAUCAAGCUAAAGAAGACAAGCCUUAUCGUGUUGUCUUAAAAAACCUCCACCACUCAAUACCUACAGACUACAUCUCACAAGAAUUAACUGAGCUCGGUUUCUCUACGUUAAUCCGGACAUAUUCAAACUUGAAACUCUGUGCUACUCAAAAAUCAAGAUUGAAAAACCCCAUACCAGACGUGAUCUCCCCCAAUGUCAUCGAUGCCAAAACUAUGGUCAUACUCGUUCAUAUUGUAACCGUAAACCAAGAUGCGUUCGCUGUGGACAAGACCACCUCUCUGACAUGUGUGAAAAAAGCAAAGACCUACCAGCUACUUGUGCUCUAUGCGGUGAAGGUCACCCAUCAAACUAUAAAGGAUGCACGGUCCAUAAACAACUUCAAAAAUCAAAAACCACAAACAUCGCAGAUCAACGCCGCACGAAGCCUUCAAUCACAAAUGCAACAAAUUCCAUCUCCAAUCAACCACACAACUCCGUUCAAGACUCAUCAUCAUCAUCUCAAAACUCAACGGAUCAACACGAAAUUAUUGCCAGUGAAAAUGCAUUUUUUUUUGGCAAUGGCUGGAUUAGCUCCGAUAAUUCCAUUCUUGUCAACAAUGUCGAAGCAAAGGGGCUAUUCGCCAGUCAUCGUCGGUUUAAUCUUCACAGUACUCCCAAUUCCGGGCUUAUUGGUACGACCAAUUACUGGUGUAAUCACAGAUAAAUACAAAUGCCGCAAAUCAGCGUUUAUUUUGAUUAUAGUAAUCAUAAGUAUAUUUAUAAGUAUGCUGAUGUUCAUACCAGGCUCGGCUGUCAAAACAAUAACAGACGAUGAGAAUGUGAUGAAGUCACCGAUGUUUUGGUUAUUUUUCUGCACAAUAACCUUACUCAAUACAGUUUCUAAUGCAAGAACUAUUUUGGAAGACACGAUAUGCGUCGAUUUAUUGGAUGAAGACAAAACUAAAUACGGCCAUCAGAGGAUGUGGGGCGCAAUCGGUUGGGGCACUAUGUCCAUUGUAUCUGGUGUGUGUGUAGACUGGUUCAGUAAAGGACUAGAAUACAAAAACUAUACACCGGGUUUUAUUAUUUCAUUGAUAUGUUAUCUUUUAGAUAUAUAUGUGGUAUCAAGAAUUAUGAUUGUCGAAACCAGGGAAAAUCAAGCUGGACCAUCUGAUAUUAAAAAAGUAUUGACUAAAAUAAGUGUGCUAUCAUUUCUUUUAUGGGUUGUCAUAUAUGGAAUGUUACUUUCAUUUGUAUGGUAUUUUGUAUUUUUGUAUCUGGAAGACUUGUCAAACCUUUACCACCCUGAAAUGAAACCUUACAUAAAGACUAUUCAAGGGUUGUCAUUGACAAUACAAUGCUUCGGUGGAGAAGUCCCAUUUUUCUUUCUGUCGAAUUUCAUAAUCAAACGUAUCGGUUACAUGAACGUGUUUUCUUUGAUGUUCUUGGUGUUUGCUGUCAGAUUCUACCUGUAUUCGAUAAUUAGAAAUCCCGUUUGGGUUUUACCAGUGGAAAUGUUCAACGGAAUAACGUAUGCAUUGGCGUACUCAGCAGCUAUUUCUUACGCAGGGGACUUGGCUCCUGAUGGUGCCAAAGGAACACUUCAAGGGAUCGUCGGAAUGUCAUUGUCGGGUAUAGGAUCGCCCAUCGGUUGCUUCGUUGGUGGUUAUCUAUUUAACCGGUUCGGAAGCAUUACUUCGUUCAAAUUUUUAAGCAUAUUUGCGUUAUUAGUAUGCUUUACUCAAACAAUUGUAAAUCAGUUGAUAAAUCGGUUUUCUAAAAAUAAUAAUACUAAAGGAGAAGUGUCUAAUUAGUUAAUUAAUACUUUUAGGUACUGUUAAUCAUAAAACAAAUAUUAAUCAUAGUAUUAUAUAAAAUUAUAAAAUAGAUUUUGGUAUUUUAUAUUAUAAUUUACUAGCUGGUCCUGCACGACGCACAGUGGUCUGAAAAAUUAUUUUACGUGGCCAAAAUUCUGUUUCAAAAUUUGAUUCCGAUAUAUUUUUUUUAGUUUAACUAUUAUCUAAACGACUAAACAUUCUAGAGCAGUGUUUCCCAACUUUUUUGCCAUGGUGACCUAUAAAUGUCCUAAUUGUUGGGUACGCGACCCCUUCUAAAAAAUAAUCAAGCCAUAAAUAAAUAAUAUUUUUUAUUAUUAUCAAUUGCAUAUAUUUGAAUUGUAAUAUAAUAUAACACUGAAUAAUAAAUACAUGAUGUAAAUAAAUAAAAUAAAUAAUAAAAAAAUACAAAAAAUUAGUAUAAUAUAAUAAUUGCUAAAUGUAUGCAUAAUAUAAA
Molecule: messenger RNA, 3730 nt
Organism: Metopolophium dirhodum (rose-grain aphid)
Lineage: Eukaryota; Metazoa; Arthropoda; Insecta; Hemiptera; Aphididae
Exons: 9
Coding region: 961-3252 (763 amino acids)
Cellular component (GO): membrane
Source: RefSeq, a predicted model, not a curated record